Pocillopora verrucosa is the source of this 771-nucleotide messenger RNA. RefSeq names its product transcription factor VBP-like. Gene Ontology annotation, biological process: regulation of transcription by RNA polymerase II. The record is from RefSeq and is a predicted model, not a curated record. Lineage: Eukaryota; Metazoa; Cnidaria; Anthozoa; Scleractinia; Pocilloporidae. Gene Ontology annotation, molecular function: RNA polymerase II cis-regulatory region sequence-specific DNA binding; DNA-binding transcription factor activity, RNA polymerase II-specific. Gene Ontology annotation, cellular component: nucleus.
AUGGAAAGCCGAGGAUCUGUAACAGCUCGCGAAAGCUUCCCUAGUGUUUCUUUACAGUAUCAAAAGCUUUUGACAUCGAAUGAGUACUCUGUACGCGUUUGGGACGUAAACGAUCCAUUUGCAUUUCCCUUCAAAAGAUCGAGCCUGUUUCCACCAAGACAUGGCCAGACCUACAAUCCAGGAAUGUGGAAAAGUCAAACUCAGUUUGAUAAAUUUGCCAGGAUGAGUAUGUUCAGCGAAGGUCUAUCACGCCAAUCGCCACUCUUUUCACCAAAACAGCAACGUUGGCAAUCUGUGGAUGUGAAAUACCCAUACUUAACAUCCCUUUAUUCUACAAAUGUAACUGCUCCUGCCUCUAAACUUGAUAAAAAAGAGGAUUCAUCAGGAAGCCCGAGCUCAUCUGCACAAGAACCACCACCUAUUAACAAUGGGACCGCAAACUUUUCAACAGAAAAGAGUGUAUUUUUGAACAAUGGGAUGGAAGAGAAGAAAAUGGAACUAUACACUGGUAAAACUACACGGCAAGACGAAGAAGGGGUACAAUCCGAAGAUAAGUUCAGCUUAGCUAUGAGAGAAGAAGGUUACUGGGAACGGAGAAGGAAAAACAACCUUUCAGCAAAGAGGUCACGUGACGCGCGACGAUUGAGAGAGCAGCAGACGCAGAAAAGGGCGACUUUCUUUGAGGAGGAAAAUCUGCGUAUCCGAGCAAAGAUAAACGCCUUGGAGGAUGAGAAUCAUCGUCUGAGGAGGCUUAUCAGUAACCAAGUGUGA